Messenger RNA from Diaporthe citri, 1143 nucleotides. RefSeq lists its product as uncharacterized. The transcript is spliced from 4 exons. The record is from RefSeq and is a predicted model, not a curated record. Bases 1 to 1143 code for a protein of 380 amino acids. Lineage: Eukaryota; Fungi; Ascomycota; Sordariomycetes; Diaporthales; Diaporthaceae.
AUGAAGGCCUCCAUACUUAGCACUAUCGCAGCGUGUCUACUGCCUAUGGCAACGAUAGCUUCACCGAAUGAAGGCGCCCAUGGUCUAAUCAAGCGAGAUUAUCGAACGAGGUACACCACCAGCGGUCGCCGAGGCCGUAUCUUCCCCUACGACUCACGCGAUACCUACGUCCUGACCAACGACACAGUCCUCGAAGUCGUCCACAUCGACUUGCCCCCCGGCACGAUCGACGGCCCUCCCCGCUAUGGGUUCGCUUUCCCUCUUAACAACGGCACCCUCGCGAUGUACUUUGUCAUGGAGAGUUACUUUGAAGAACAUCCGGAGCGCGCGGAGAACAGCCAGGACUUUGUGGUCACGACCAUUGACGCGGCGACGUGCGAGGUGACCCUGAGCUUUGGGGGACAGCAGCAGUUCCUGCACUUCCCGGCGAAGGGCAAAGGCGCGCCACUCAUCACAUUGAGGACGGAUGAUGUUCCGAGGGCGGACGCGCAUGCGGUGCAGACGAUCACGGCUGUGCCCCACAAGCCGGAGCACAUCUACCUCCCAGGCAACGAGGAAGAGCACCUAGCGGAAGCCACCGAGGCUCUCCAGAAAUACGGCGGCAUCCAACAGCGCAUCGGCCCCGUGCAUGUCGGCCUCGAGGACCUAGCAGCCACCGGCUGCGCCGCGAGGAAACUCGCCGCCGACCUCCCCCCCCCCCCCCAUCGCGACGCCCUGGUCCUCGACGCGGAACUGGGGCGUGGGCAAAUUUCGGCGAGACGAGGCGCCAACGUGUUCGAGCGCCAACAUGCAGCCUGGGAGGCGCCGUGGGUCCUGGCGACGCACCCCGGGGACGUGUCGGCGGACCAGCCUGAGCAGGCUGUCGAGGCGUGUGGGACUAUGGUCGAGGCUGGUGUUACGGUGGUCCGUCCUUUUUCGAAGGACCCUGUGGACGAGGGGUGUUGGUCGGCGCUGUUUGAUGCGAUGAGCAGGCGGGUUGGCGAGGAGCAGAUCGACGGCGCGUGUGUUGUGCCAGACUGCAAGGUCACAGAGCCGAGCAGCCAGGCCAGGAGCGAGGAACUGCAGGAGCGGCUGUGGGAUCUGACUGUGGAUGUGUCGAAGGGGAGGCUGGGUGAUCUGCCGUAUUUGAGAGAGCAAGCAUAG